AAGUUUUGAGUGAUUUAAAGUAUCGAUUAUAAGAAUGUGCACUGUUACGAUUUAAUUAAGUUGCAAUUAUGUUUAUGAAUAUGUCACAGUAUAAGUGGAUUAUUAUUUGGAUGAUUUCGUCAUUAAUUAUGACAGGUGUAUUUUCAUGUGAUGAAGAGUAUCAACUAGUUCGACAUCUCAUGGACAAGUACGAUCCUUCAGUGCGUCCAGUGGAAAACUCGUCUCAUCCUCUCUUGGUCACGUUUGGGGUUUCUUUGCACCAUAUCAUUGAUGUUGAGGAAAAGGAUCAACUUUUGACGACCAAUUGCUGGAUCACCCAAAUAUGGACAGAUCAUCAUCUCAGGUGGAACAUUAGUGACUUUGAUGGCAUUAGUGUUAUAAGAAUACCGUACGAAAGAGUUUGGAAACCAGAUAUUAUAUUAUACAAUAAUGCGGAUCCAAACUACAGAUCCGCUGUCAUUAAUACCAACGUGAUAGUGAAGUACACAGGUGAGGUAACAUGGCUCAGUCAUGGGAUCUACGUAUCUGUAUGCGACAUCAAUGUUGAACAGUUUCCAUUUGAUAUACAGUUGUGUACCAUGAAGUGGGCUUCGUGGACUUACGAUGGUUUUCAGCUGGAUAUCCAGAAACAAUUUGAUGCAGGCGAUACUACGAAUUAUCAGACCAACGGUGAGUUCGAUCUCGUUAGCUUCGAUGCCAUUAAACACAACCAAUAUUACUCUUGCUGUGUGGAGCCAUAUCCUGACAUCACCUACGUCAUUAAACUACGCAGAAGACCGAUGUUCUACGUAUUCAACCUCAUACUGCCCUGCCUUCUCAUAAAUGGUAUAGCUCUGCUAGUGUUCUACGUUCCCUCGGAGUCAGGAGAAAAAGUCACACUGGGCAUAAGCGCUUUACUCUCGAUGACAGUCUUUCUUAUGACCAUAAGAGAUACUUUACCUCCAACGGAGAAAACACCUCUAAUCAGUCUGUACUAUGGAGUAAGCACAUGUUUGGUUUCCUUUUCAGCUUCCCUUUCAGUUGUUACUCUUAACAUAUCAUACAGAGGAGUGAGAGGGCAACCGGUGCCUGCUGUGAUACGAGAGCUGGUUCUACAACGACUCGCGCGCAUGCUGUGUAUCAACUUCGACACAGACUCUCUAAAGUCGGAUAGCAUGGUAACAACGGGUGGUGGGGUGCAAGUGAACCCGAGAACGGGAUCCAGGCUGAAGGCAGAAGUGAAUUGCGAGGGUCCUGCUCCUUCAUCGUCUCCACGGUUUUCUCGGCACAAUCACAACCAUUGCGGGAACCUGGGUCCAGCUCCUGGGCGAAUCACGGGGGACGUAGUUCCCAUGGGUUGUAUCGGCGCCUGUCCACGCUGCGUGUGCUGUGGCUGCACUAUACGGGAGGCAACCACAAGGCACGAGCAGCGCGUGGCAGCGAAUGAGAGACUGGAACGUGCAAACCUUGAGUGGAAGCAGGUGGCCGUCGUAGCGGACCGAGCGUUGCUUGCAGUUUUCGUUUUGGUAACCACUCUCGCUACGGGUGCAAUACUAUUGCCGCAACUCAAGAAUUUACACGUCGGAAAUACACCCUUAAAACACCCAGCUUAGGGCUUACUAUGGUUCCAUACAUCAUGCUUCUGUGUGAAAGCCCGCGAGAAAUCUGAGUUAAUUAUUUUUUUCAAUGUGCCGAACGCGUGCCAACUGUUAAUGUUAGUUAUAAGUGUAAUAUUGUUAGUAAAUUCUUAAGUCAAUUGAAAGAUUGUGUUAUUUGUAUAAAGAUAUUCUAAUGAUAUGGUAGUACCUAAUAAAUAAAUAGCAUUGAUUUAAAACGAUAUCGGUUUCCAGUGAUUUUUAUUUUUCGCAAAAAAAAAUUUUAACAGACA
Messenger RNA from Pieris brassicae (large cabbage white), 1867 nucleotides. RefSeq names its product neuronal acetylcholine receptor subunit alpha-10-like (gene nAChRa5). The record is from RefSeq and is a predicted model, not a curated record. Gene Ontology annotation, cellular component: synapse; postsynaptic membrane; neuron projection. Gene Ontology annotation, molecular function: transmembrane signaling receptor activity; acetylcholine-gated monoatomic cation-selective channel activity. NCBI's taxonomy places the organism in Eukaryota, Metazoa, Arthropoda, Insecta, Lepidoptera, Pieridae. The coding region runs from base 69 to 1592 and encodes 507 amino acids. The transcript has 11 exons. Gene Ontology annotation, biological process: signal transduction; chemical synaptic transmission; regulation of membrane potential.